ACACGCGUCCCGAGCUCGCCCGAAGCUGCUAGGCUGAGGCUGCUGUCCCGGCGGGAGCUGAGGCGCGGAGCGGCCAGUCUGCUGCGUCUGCCCUCGUUUUGUUUCACGACUCACACUCCGUGCUCCAUCCCCCAAGAGUUCGCGUUCCCCGCGCAGCGGUCGAGAGGCGGCUGCCCGCGGUCCCGCGGGGGCCCGGGGCGAUGGCGGCGCGGGGUUCGGGGCCGCGCGAGCUCCGCCUGCUGCUCUUGGUCCAGCUGGUCGCGGGGCGCUGCGGUCUGGUGGGCGCGGCGGGCGGCGCGCAGGGAGGAUUAUCUGAACCUUCUUCUAUUGCAAAACAUGAAGAUAGUUUGCUUAAGGAUUUAUUUCAAGACUACGAAAGAUGGGUUCGUCCUGUGGAACACCUGAAUGACAAAAUAAAAAUAAAGUUUGGACUUGCAAUAUCUCAAUUGGUGGAUGUGGAUGAGAAAAAUCAGUUAAUGACAACAAACGUCUGGUUGAAACAGGAAUGGAUAGAUGUAAAAUUAAGAUGGAACCCUGAUGACUAUGGUGGAAUAAAAGUUAUACGUGUUCCUUCAGACUCUGUUUGGACACCAGACAUCGUUUUGUUUGAUAAUGCAGAUGGACAUUUUGAAGGGACCAGUACGAAAACAGUCAUCAGGUAUAAUGGCACUGUCACCUGGACUCCACCGGCAAACUACAAAAGUUCCUGUACUAUAGACGUCACAUUUUUCCCAUUUGACCUACAGAACUGUUCCAUGAAAUUUGGUUCUUGGACUUAUGAUGGAUCACAGGUUGAUAUAAUUCUAGAGGACCAAGAUGUAGACAAGAGGGAUUUUUUUGAUAAUGGAGAAUGGGAAAUUGUGAGUGCAACGGGGAGCAAAGGAAAUAGAACCGACAGCUGUUGCUGGUAUCCGUAUGUCACUUACUCAUUUGUAAUCAAGCGCCUGCCUCUCUUUUAUACCUUGUUCCUUAUAAUACCCUGUAUUGGGCUGUCAUUUUUAACUGUACUUGUCUUCUAUCUUCCUUCAAAUGAAGGUGAAAAGAUUUGUCUCUGCACUUCAGUACUUGUGUCUUUGACUGUCUUCCUUCUGGUUAUUGAAGAGAUCAUACCCUCGUCUUCAAAAGUCAUACCUCUGAUUGGAGAGUAUCUGGUAUUUACCAUGAUUUUUGUGACACUGUCAAUUAUGGUAACCGUCUUCGCUAUCAACAUUCAUCAUCGUUCUUCCUCAACACAUAAUGCCAUGGCGCCUUGGGUCCGCAAGAUAUUUCUUCACAAGCUUCCCAAACUGCUUUGCAUGAGAAGUCAUGUAGAUAGGUUGUUGAAGAUUGGAAAUUCAUAGCCCGGGUUCUUGAUCGGAUGUUUCUGUGGACUUUUCUUUUCGUUUCAAUUGUUGGAUCUCUUGGGCUUUUUGUUCCUGUUAUUUAUAAAUGGGCAAAUAUAUUAAUACCAGUUCAUAUUGGAAAUGCAAGUAAGUGAAGCCUCCCAAGGGACUGAAGUAUACAUUUAGUGAACACACAUAUAUCUGAUGGCACCUAUAAAAUUAUGAAAAUGUAAGUUAUGUGUUAAAUUUAGUGCAAGCUUUAACAGACUAACAGUUGCUAACCUCAAUUUAUGUUAACAGAUGAUCCAUUUGAACAGUUGACUGUAUGACUGAAGUAGUAACUGAUGAGAUACAUUUGAUCUUCUAAAAAUAGCAGCAAAAUAUUAUCUGAACUGGACUAGUGAAAAAUCUAGUAUUUGUAUCCUGGUGAAUAAUACUAAUUUAUAAUCCACAGUAAAGUUCAUCCUUUGUGCUGGAGAAUUCCAGUUGUAUUUGAAGACUGAUUUUAAAACUUUUCUGCAUUUGGUAAAGGUAUGUAAACUUCCUGUACUCACUGAGUAACAGCUAAUCUUUAAUAUAAUAUUAUACUGCUAUAUGUAAAAAGCUGACUACUUGAUAUAAUUAUUUAAUGUGAUGCUUGAUAUAAUAAUUACUUAAUGUGGCCAGGCACGGUGGCUCACACCUGUAAUCCCAGCACUUUGGGAGGCCAAGGCGGGCGUAUCACCUGAGGUUGGGAGUUUGAGACCAGCCUGACCAAUGUAGAGUAAACCCCAUCUCUACUAAAAAUACAAAAUUAGCCAGGGUGGUGGCACACACCUGUAAUCCCAGCUACCUGGGAGGCUGAGGCAGGAGAAUCGCUUGAACCCAGGUGGCAGAGGUUGCAGUGAGCUGAGAUCAUGCCAUUGCACUCCAGCCUGGGCAACAAGAGCAAAACUCCGUCUCAAAUAAUAACAACAACAACUUAAUGUGAUGCUGCUUUUCCAUAACCAACAUUUUAAAAAUAAAUGAAAAACAGGAAUUGGGAACUCCUUUAAGGCUUACUUUAUUCUUUAGAUGCUUAAACUUAAUAAUUAUUGUGUUAACUAUUUCUGUAGCUUACCUUCCACUGUAAAGUCAUACAGUAGACAACUCCUGUGGACACGCAGUAGCAUAUCCUUAACAUUAAUUUCAAUCCUCUUGUCCACAUUUCCCACAAUUAAUAGAAUCAUCUUCUAUAUAAAUUGUGGUAGUAUCUCUUUAUCCUUGAUCUUAGAAUAGUCAGUCCACUACAAUUACAUGAACCCCAUUUAAAAAACAUAUUUAGGGCCGGGGGCAGUGGCUCACAUCUGUAAUCCAAGCACUUUGGGAGGCUGAGGCGGGUGGAUCACCAGAGGUUAGGAGUUCGAGACUAGCCUGACCAACAUGGUGAAGCCCCGUCUCUACUAAGAAUACAAAAUAUUACUUGGGCGUGGUAGCAGGCACCUGUAGUCUCAGCUACUCAAAAGGCUGAGGCAGGAGAAUCGCUUAAACUUGGGAGGUGGAGGUUGCAGUGAGCCAAGACUGCGCCACUGCACUCCAGCCUGGCAACAAGAGUAAAACUGUCUCAAAAAGUAAAUAAUAAAAAACAUAUUUUGGUCUAAAUCAUUCUGUGAGAAAACAAUCUUCUAAUAUGAAAAAUAGUAUUCUAAUUUGGUAUAUGCACACUGUUAUAUACCUGUAAUAUUUCAGUUUUCUCUCCUUCAUUUUAACAAUUACAGUAAUAGAAUCUUAGAGUUGCAAGGGCCUUUAGAUGUAAUCAAUCUUAGCCUAUUACUAGUACAGCGUAAAUGAUUUAGUACAGUAUAAUGUAUCACAGUUAAAUUCCAUCUCUAAAUGUCACCAGUUUAGGUGUGACCAGGUAGCAAACACUGACAGAAACCCUCUGUUCAAUUUAGAACUCUUAGCUGUUGAGAUCACAAACACCUCAUUUAUUUAUAAUAAGUAACCUAUCUAAGUUCAAGCCAAUGCUCUUUGGAAGGCAGAGGAGACCCUAUCUAAUUUGCAUUUAAUUGUAGGCAGGUGUUUAAUGCCAUUUAAUGAGUGAAAGCCUGGUGUGAUGAAUUUAAAUUGCCUGCUAGCUACCUACCUUAGCUCGUAUACAUCCCUGAUCCCUCUUAUACUACCAUUACUGUUACUUAUGAUUUUUAUAUAUAAAUAAAUUUUACCGACA
Messenger RNA from Symphalangus syndactylus (siamang), 3510 nucleotides. It is a transcript of the gene CHRNA5, whose product is annotated as cholinergic receptor nicotinic alpha 5 subunit. The record is from RefSeq and is a predicted model, not a curated record. Gene Ontology annotation, biological process: monoatomic ion transmembrane transport. Gene Ontology annotation, cellular component: postsynaptic membrane. Gene Ontology annotation, molecular function: transmembrane signaling receptor activity; acetylcholine-gated monoatomic cation-selective channel activity. Lineage: Eukaryota; Metazoa; Chordata; Mammalia; Primates; Hylobatidae.